Messenger RNA from Euleptes europaea (tarantolino), 690 nucleotides. RefSeq names its product MYST/Esa1 associated factor 6 (gene MEAF6). NCBI's taxonomy places the organism in Eukaryota, Metazoa, Chordata, Lepidosauria, Squamata, Sphaerodactylidae. Gene Ontology annotation, cellular component: NuA4 histone acetyltransferase complex. The transcript is spliced from 8 exons. Bases 19 to 654 code for a protein of 211 amino acids. The record is from RefSeq and is a predicted model, not a curated record.
GCUCCGCUCGGGCCGGCCAUGGCGGCGCUUCACGGGGCGGCUGCCAAGGCCGGCGCCCCGCCGCAGAUCCCGGACACCCGCCGCGAGCUGGCCGAGCUGGUCAAGCGCAAGCAGGAGCUGGCGGAGACGCUGGCCAACCUGGAGCGGCAGAUCUACGCCUUCGAGGGCAGCUACCUGGAGGACACGCAGAUGUACGGCAACAUCAUCCGCGGCUGGGACCGCUACCUCACCAACCAGAAUUGUUCUCUGUCUAGGAACUCCAACAGCAAGAAUGAUCGACGGAACCGGAAAUUCAAAGAAGCUGAGCGCCUCUUCAGCAAGUCCUCUGUCACCUCAGCCGCUGCAGUCAGCGCGCUGGCAGGAGUUCAAGACCAGCUAAUUGAAAAACGGGAGCCUGGGAGUGGGACCGAGAGCGACACCUCCCCAGAAUUCCACAACCAGGAAAACGAGCCAAGUCAGGAGGAAGCGGAAGAGCUGGACGGCUCUGUUCAAGGUGUAAAGCCCCAGAAAGCCGCUUCUUCCACCUCCUCGGGCAGCCACCACAGUAGCCACAAAAAACGGAAGAACAAGAACCGACACAGUCCGUCUGGCAUGUUUGAUUAUGACUUUGAGAUUGAUCUCAAGUUGAACAAGAAGCCCCGCGCUGACUACUAGACUCCUCUGCAGUGAAACUUCCGGGGUUGGCCCCUC